CUUGUCAUAUAUAUCUUGUUUAGUCUUUAGAUUUUCAGACACAAACAGAAAAGUGGCGAAGAUGUCGCAUUUGCAUUUACAGCUACACUCACUAGCACCACCACUCUCUUCUUCUUCCUCUUCCACUUCUUCUCGUUUUUCUUUCCUCAAACUUUUCACAAGCAACACUUUCUCUUUCUCUCAAACCAACUCUCUUCCUUUCAAACCCCUAUCCAUCAAAUGCCGCCACUCUGACGUCUUUGAAACCACAACCAACCCUUCCUCCACCCCCAACAAUAACCCUUCAGUUGGAGCUAUACCACCUAGGGUUUAUGUUGGUCAUUCCAUUUACAAAGGGAAGGCUGCUCUCACUAUCACUCCUAGACCGCCCGAGUUCUUGCCUUUGGAUUCAGGGGCAUAUAAGAUAUCUAGGGAUGGUUAUGUGCUGCUUCAGUUUGCUCCCUCGGUUGGUCCGCGCCAGUAUGAUUGGAAUAGAAAACAGGUUUUCUCACUAUCAGUGGAUGAAAUGGGAAGUGUGAUUAGCCUUAGUGCAAGGGACUCUUGUGAAUUUUUUCACGAUCCUUACAAGGGAAAAAGUGACGAAGGCAAAGUCAGUAAGGUUUUGAAGGUUGAGCCUUUUCCGGAUGGUUCUGGAUUCUUCUUUAACCUAAGUGUUCAAAACAAGCUUGCGAACGUGGAAGAAAACAUCACUCUCCCAGUAACAAAAGCAGAGUUAUCUGUUUUGAGUGCAAUUUUCAAGUUCAUCAUGCCGUACCUUCUUGGUUGGCAUACCUUUGCAGACUCAAUAACUCCGGAAUAUUCUGUGGCGGCGGCAAGUGUGGCAACCAAUGCCAACCCGAAAUAUGGAGGAGACUAUGAAUGGAACAGAUAGGGUUUACUAUUUUGCUUGUAUUGCACAACCCUCACAACUUUUGAAAUGUCUUAAAUGGCUUUACCUGUUAGAUUAGUUGUUGUAGAAAUUUUGGUUCUUGAGAUUAGUGUGUGUGAACAAUGACAUUUUGUCUUAGGGCCAGUCUAACACUAUAGAUUAAUCUCAACUAUUGAAAAUUUUAAUUGUUAUGUGUGCUGCAUCUGCACAAUAAACUGGAAAAUUGGAGUAGUAUGAGACGGGAGCGGUUUCGAA
Molecule: messenger RNA, 1123 nt
Organism: Vicia villosa (hairy vetch)
Lineage: Eukaryota; Viridiplantae; Streptophyta; Magnoliopsida; Fabales; Fabaceae
Product: single-stranded DNA-binding protein WHY1, chloroplastic-like
Exons: 7
Coding region: 62-871 (269 amino acids)
Biological process (GO): defense response; regulation of DNA-templated transcription
Molecular function (GO): single-stranded DNA binding
Source: RefSeq, a predicted model, not a curated record